CUGUUUGUCCUCCGUGCUAGCUGGGGUAACGAAGGACCUUUAAACAGAGAGACGAGCUGUACUCGGACCACGACGAAUCCCCGUCCACAGCUGGGCUAUUUUUGCUGUCAGUCGUCCUCUGCGGAGACGUGAAUGAGGUAAGCGUCAAGUUUAUUAAAAUAUCUUAUUCUCGUGUAGUUGUGAAUCAUUCGGUUGGCUGUUAUGUGGCAACUUUCGACGUUAAUCUGAGUGUGGCUUUGUUGUGGAGCGGAAACUUUGGUUCAGUCGUCGAAGGUUCCAGAUUAAGAGCGUGUAAAAACGACGUUUCUGUUACUUAUAUCCGGUUGUUGUUACCAGAGUCUUCCUCUAAAUAGAAAGGGCAUAUAAAUCUGCUUUUCUGUAAUUUAACGGAGGAUUUGGCAUUUAUCUGCAACUAAAACCCUCCAAUAUAAAAGUGUAAUUCAGCUCCCCUGUGUAUAGAUUCAUAAAUAGUUUCUACUCGAUACUUCUUACAGAGCGUUUGUUCUGUAACAAAGACUGACGUGUAAGUGUUGCAAUCAUAGCCUAUGGCUGUAACAAUGUAAACAGGACUGACAAGUUGCCAGUCUACAAGAAAGGGCAAAUGCAAUAACGGCGCCAUGCAUUUUGUAUAACUGUUGCACUAAUUAUCUAAUCACUGUCAUGAUGUAGGUUAAAACAUAUUAUUGUAAAUGUGCAUAGUGUUCUUGUUUUGAUCUGCUGCUAGGAUCACGUGUACCCACUUCUCACGCGUGUGUGGAUAUUUUUUUAUCCAUGUGCAUGGCACUCUAACCAAACAUUUUCCAUGUAGGGGUGAGAGACAGAGAGCUGCAGCCAAUGAAUGCAGCCCUCAUGCAGUUAGCCCUGCCUCCUUAUCUACUGCUUUGUUUACAUUGUACUGCAGUGAAAUCUGGAUCCCAGAAGGCUGUCUUUGUCUCUAUAACAGUAUGUACCAUACAUCAGAGCCUUUGCUCAGGAAGACAUGCCAUUUCCUGUUUUGUCUUGGAUUUUACCCUUAUGACAUUAGCCCAAAACACCUGGAGAAGCUGUGUGGAUACUCAAGGUGUUGUAAGGCUAUCAGCACAUUGCAUUACAUGGAAGUAUUUUGGUUAAAAAUCACAUUAUAAAACAUAAACAUUUAAUGUCAUCAAUACCAUCAAACUUGUAUAAAGAGGAUUUCUCUUCAUGAAGCAGCAGAUGACAGUCGACCUAAUCCGUAAUCAGUUUUCUGGACUGUACCCCUGCCCCCAUCCCUCAGGAUAAUCUCUGAAAAUUGGCCUACUGGGUUGCCUGUGACCUAGCUGUCAAGUCGUGCAGAUGAUGUAAUGAAUAAGCUAGGACACAGCAGGGGUACAUGGAAGUCACUCCCACCCCCCCUGUCACACACCCCCAUCCUCACCCGUGGAGCUAUCUUUAAACCAAAAGAGCAGCGAGGGAGUGUGCAUUCAUUUUUGGCAGCAGAUAACUGGCUGCGGGGUCACCCUGCCAGCACUGCACUGUCUGUCUGAUAUCAUGGUAGAAUGAAAGUGUUUAUGUAAUAUGUACAUUUAUGUGGCUUUAUUUAGCCAAGAGUAGGAUUGUCUUUACUCUUUGCACUGAAAGCACAAACAAAGGCCCAGUUUUUAUUUAUUUUCUUUCUUUAAGGUAAUGUGUUUUUAUUUGUUUGUUUGAGAGACAACACAGGUGUAACAGGAAUCAUUUGACCGUUGAGAUGCCCCUCUGUUGUCUAUUGUUGCCCUAGAGACACAGCUGAUCAGCCUGGAUAGUGUCUGUUUUAUCCUCCAGAGAAACAAGCUUUUGUUUGAACUUAAUUAUGGAAAUGGGCUCUUUUUCUCUCCCAUCUUUGUCAACCCCUAUGGCAGUAAGCAAACAUGGGAUCAUCAUGUGUUUUUUCCAAUGAAUUACUCCAUGCACCAUCACAGACUUUACCAAGUUUGUAAUGUUGAUACUCAGAACUAUGCAAUCAGGCCAUGUCUUCAGUUUCCAUGGAUACUGGCCCCUUGAACUGUUUUAUUGAGUAUGACUGGUGUUUUUGUUACACUUUGUUGGCUGCCUCCAUGGCAACAGCAACUGUUGCACAACGUGUUUCGUUCAACACCAGCUAAGGUAAAGUUAAGGUGACUUAGAUAAUUUGUUUUCUGGUAUACUCUGAUAAGGCUGUGUGCAGUUUUGUUCUUGUCAGCAAAUUCUUAGAAAGAUCUACAAAACUUGAGUCAACACUUCUAAACUUUGUAACCCUUUCUGUGACUCUCUUUUGUCCUCUAAAUGAAAAAUAGUGUGGUGAUUUCUGGAUGGUGUAUUUUAAGGUCAGGGUUAGGGGGGUGUGUCCAGACUUUUUGACUGGGGUGGCUCAGCUGUAGCACUCAUGACUCAUGCAGGGUGGCAUGAUGCACGUAUGCAUCCAAACACAGAUUAUCAAGUCUUUACCCUUUGUGUAUCUUGUGAAUUAUUUAUCUACUCACCUUAUAUAAACUAUAUAAACAUAGUCCAUUUAACAUUUGAGUGGCACAAGUAAAAUGAGAUUGUAUUGCUGACUGCUUAAAGCUCCCGUGAAGAGUUUUUUUUUCUACAUUUAUUAGUUGUUUGAAGUUGAUAUUGAUGCCUUUUAAUAGAAUAUAAAAGCAGAUAAAACUAUCAGGACCAAAACUGAAUUUUUUUACUGUAAUUUUCAAUGCCUGAAAUUGCUGUAGAGGUCAGUGUCAGGGAAGCCACUUAAAAAAACAACCCCCUUUUUACAUUUCCUCAUUAAAUACACACAAAAUAACACAUUUGAUUGCUAGAAGUCAGUAAGAUAAAAAAUCUUGGUCAAAAGAUGCUGCUUAAGAACAUAGAGGAAAAUAUAGGCAAAGACAGGCUCUGCCCAUAGGGGGCACCAAAAUUGACUCAAACCUCACAGGGGCUUUUAGUUGCACUUGAGUUAAAACAGCGUUUCUUGGAGUAUUUUUAUCAGUGGGUAAAAGAGCAGGUGUUUUUCACUGAGAUUUUGAAGCAGCAGAGUGAUGCAUCAUCUGUCUUAAUACUCAGUGCAACAGGCCAGCACACAAGUCUGUUUGUUUUGUGAAGUUUUUGUUGCACAGUGGAGGUCUAUGGUGCUACAAACAGUUAAAAGAUACCAGAAAAACACAGGCAUAACUUGCCAUGAGCAUCAGUUCAUGCUUGGGGUGGGGGAUUUCUUGCCAGACAUUGUAAAACAGAUGUUAAAGUCAUUCAUAAGUCCAGGUUUCUUGACAACAGUCUCCAAACAAGUUGGAGAUAAUAAACCUCUUUUCCAGCUUUCUGUUAAAGUGGAAAAAAGAAUCAUGAUUAUGAGUUUGACAAAGUUUGAACUUGUCAACAAUAUUAGUGUGUAAACCAACUUUUUCUGUGCAGCCGUGACCCAAGAUGCCUCUAAAAGAUGAGGGGCCUUCCUCCAUGUCCAGCGGUGAGGAGCAGGGCAGUGAUGUGGAGUCUUCGUCGGAGCGCUGUGACAGCAUGACAUCUGCCAGCGACCUGGACUGUUCACGCGAAAGCUUCACCAGCGACUGUUCCAGCAAACACUGCUCUCCUUCCUGUAAGUUUGCUCACUGCCUCACAGUCUCAUUCUUUGAUUGUUUUUCUUUGUAGACGGAUCAACUUCUGUGUUGUUUCAGACUCAACUUUUUGAUAUCAAUAAUAUUGUUUUGUUCCUAAUGCGACUUGAAGAGCCUUUAUUCUUUUUUAAAUUCUUUUUGAAUGUCAUUCCUAGAUUACCCGUCCUCAGCAAUGUCACCGUAAGUGUUUAACAGCCAAUUUAUAAAACACAUCUAAUCUUUUCCUCUCACAGCAAGUCCCCCUAAAACCUUAACCCUGGAUGAAGUCAUGGAUUCUGCCAAAGACCUGUCAAAUCUCAGCCUUGCCCAUGAGAUUACUGUGAACCCUAACUUCCGCCUGGAGAUGAACAACCUACCUCAGGACAGGUGGAGUAUGAAAAACAUGCAAUGUCAUUAAACCAAUAAGUAUUUUCUUUGGAGAUUUUUGUAGUCCUAAAAUGAUGCAAGUUUUCAGAUACGGUGAACUUUUCUAAGAGCAGAAGAAUGAAGCUAAAGCCCAUAUUUUUAAUAAUAUUUUUUCUAAAUUUCUUUUUUAGUUUGUGGAAGUUGGUGCGAGAUAAUGUCCACAAGGCUUUCUGGGACAUUCUUGAGUCAGAACUAAAUGAUGACCCACCUGAGUACGGGCAAGCUAUUAGAUUAUUGGAGGAGAUCAGAGAGGUAACCUAACAGCAUCUGCUAAGUAAAUGCAUUCCCAAUUAAUUAAACUAUAAACAACUAUUCAGUAUAAAAUGGCAAAUUAUUUUUUCACCCGUACAGAUCUUACUGUCAUUCCUUAUUCCUGGGAGCAACCGGAUGAGGACCCAGAUCAUGGAAGUGCUGGACAUGGACCUGAUUCGUCAGCAGGCUGACAACGACGCUGUAGAUAUCCAAGGACUUGCCUCUUUUAUCAUCACUACGAUGGGAAAGUUCUGUGCACCAGUCAGGGAUGAGGAAAUCCGCAAGCUCCGUGAAAGCACAGAUAACAUGGUGACACUGUUCAGGUACAUGCACAGCUACCAUGGCCUUGUUUGAGCUUUUUUGACUCUCUCUUAUGGGCUCUCUUAUUUUUCUAUUGUACAAGAAGCAUUUUCUUAACAUUAUUUCUUACACACUAGGGAGAUCUUCCGUGUGCUGGACCUGAUGAAGGCGGACAUGGUCAACCUGACAAUCAACAACCUGAGGACUGUCCUGCACAGGAAUGGUGUUGAAUAUGAAAGGGCAACUUUUCAGAGCAUAGUGGACAAAACACCAAGUGAGUGGAAGAAAAACUGCACAAGAUACUAAUUCACAUCCACAUUACACAUUAUACCUUAAUUUCACCUCACUCUGCUGGAGCCUGUUUUUCCUCUCAGGCUGGAGAACUGGGAACUUAUUAGUUAGAAAUCUGAAUUAUUAACUUUAUAAAACCCUGGACAGACCAUUAGCUACCGCUGCUGGAACCAAAGCUUUUAGAGCUCCCCCUAGUGGCUGACUACAGUAUAGGUGUAAAAGCCUGUCCGUAAAUUAUAACAGAUGGCACACAGGGCAAGAAUGAAAAAUCAACACACACCAACACAUUGUUUCUUAAAGUUGUCUUUGUCAGUGUAGAUAGUUCUUUUCAUGCUGAUUUAUAUGUAAGUGGUCUUAUUUUGAUUUUUUAUUUGAUAAAAAAAAAAAAAAAAGAGGUGAUUGACAAAAGAAACUCCUGCCACAUUGUGCGCCUAUUUAUCAGAAUAGAAGAGAGAUUACUUGAAAAGCAGCAUGGAAAAACUGGUUAAAUGAAUGUGUGGAUCAGGGGCCGGCCAACAAAUGAUACUAAUCUGUAAAAAACAAUUUAUCCAGCCAAUUGGGAUUAUUACUAGCAUGGUUUCCAAAUUGUGAUUGGGCAGGUAGCCCACAGGCCUGCAGAUUUACUGGAAGCUCAACUUCUGUGGACGUCAUUUUUAAAGCCUGGCCCUAACGCUCUGAUGCAGACCACAGACACAUCCGCUUGCUGAGUUAAUCCAAUCAUUACAGGCUGCCUUUGCUGAGUCAGGAUUUGAGGGCUGCAGGUUGCAAACAGACAACACUAGAUUAUAAAAAAUUCCUCGUGAGGACAAAGUAAUACCUCUCAUCUCUUGUUUUGUAUGAAUGCAAGUAGACUUCCCAAACAAACCUCAUCCUGUAGUCUUGUAAAAGUGAAAUGUAUCACUCAGUGGAGUUUCUCAUUGGAAACAUGAGCAAAAGCCUGUUUCUCUAGGCUGCUGUCAUUCAUUUGGUCUGACAUCUACCCUUCACGGCUUCAAAUUGGUGCCUUUUUAAAGAUGUAGAAAAGCAAACAAGACCAUUAGUGACAAAACUUGCUGUUUUUAUAUUCUGACUUUUAAUGCCUGAACUAGUACAAAAGGGUAGGUGCUAGCUGAUAAGCUGAAGAAAUAGCCCUUUUAAAAAAUAUUUUUUACAUACAAAUAUUCACAAUAAAUGAUAUGUUUGACUGUCAAGAUAGGCAAAGACUGCUUUUGUCCACAGGGGGCACAAAGAUUGACAUUAAUUGAAAGUUCCUCACAGGAGCGUUAAAAAUAUACCAGAACAUAAAUAGGUCCACUGAAAUAAAUAUCCAGGGGGGAGAACCCCAGACCACCCUCAAUAUCUUUUACAUGACCUCCUAUGAAGUGAGCCAGAACUGGUUUAUAUGGAUCUAUAUCUACUUGGGGUUUUCAGUCAGAGAAAUCACUCAUUUCAGGUCCGAUAUUUGGUCACUGAUGUGUUUUUAGACACCUUUUUUUAAAAGUAUUUACUUCCUCAGGUGCUUUGGAGCACACCACCUCCUGGAUCAAGUCGGCACUAGAGGAGCUGCAGUCGGUCGCUGUUUCCAAAGAACAAAGCAAAGGACAGCGACUGGUGCCAGGGCCCUUUCAGGUCAUCAACACAGCCUUCCUCAGCCUACUCAUGUGGGACUGCAGUCAGAGGCCUCUGCCUGAGGUAAGGGUGUUUUCAAACACGACUGAGAAAAAUCUGAUCAUAUGAUUGUACAUUUUUAGUCCUUCUCUGUGAGAUAUUUAUUCAGAUGUUUCUGUAUAGACGUUGAUGACUGAUGAGGCACGUCUGAGAGAGAUUCAGUGGCAGCUGCAGCGAGCUCAAGCGGUAAAUGAGGUGCUGCUAAUCGUCUACAGCACCAUCGGAGGGCCCAUCCAGGGUCUGUCUUCCCUGUCCGACCGUCUGAAGAGGAUGACAAGUGUGCUGCUGGAGGGGAUGCACAGCCCGUCAGUUCAUUUCCUCUUUCAAUCUCUAGUUUACAGCCUGUAAUCAAACCAUCAAUUAGGUCAUUAACCACCUUCUUCACAUGAAAUAGAAGCUUAACAACUCUUCCCCCUGUCUGUCUAUAGAAGCUUCAAUCUUGGGGAGGCACUAGAGGGCGUCAGUGCGCAGAUCUGCUGUGAGCUCAACAAGUCUUUAACAGAGAGGGGCUACCCUGCGCUUAGCCCAGCACUGCAAGACGCACUUAAAGGCCAAAUCUGCAGCAUCACCCAGAGGGACAACCCCAUCCGCACUCUUGUGGGUGAGUGAGAAAGACCAGAAAAAGCCCUCCAUUUCAUAUGGAAUUACAAACCUCAGUGGCAGAGAACAUAAGCCCGACCAAAGUAACCCCUUGAAGUUUUCAUCAAAUCUGUCCAACACAACAUGAACUGAAUAAAUCAUACAGAGAAGAAAACUGAUUAAGUGGUCUAACCCAGUUUCAGAGUCAUUUCUGUCUCUGAACAUUUGGCACAAUCCCACAACUGUAAUCUAAUCAGAAUUCAUUCAAAAACUGCACCCUGUUUCUCACCUGUUAUUUGUUUCUCCUUACAGAGGAUCGUGUGCAGCAAUACUUCGCGGCGCUCAUUUUCGCCCCCAAACCUGAGGUCAAACUUGAACAGGUACCAGCCGGCCUGACUGCAAUCAAACCUGAACUGGCGUUGAUCGGAGCGAAAUUCAACUCCCUUGUUGACUACAACAAAAUGGUCUAUGGACCUUUCUACGCUGAUAUCAUCAGGAAGUUGUUGUUCAGCAACAGCCCACCAGCAGCAAGCGCUCCUCUGGACCCCCCUCAAGACUCUGUCACCUCCAAAUAAAAACAAAUGUCGGCUCAUGAAGCUUGAAGAGUCUCUUUGCUGGUAGUCUUAGCCAAAGCUAGGAGGAACAAGAGAGCUAGUCAGUGCUACUGCUUUACUAAGCCAGCGUGCUCCAACAGUCGGGGUCACUUUUAAUGUGUUACUAAUGUAGUUUUUAUCACUACAUUUAGCAGUGAAGGCACUGCUGUUAAGACACCAUGAGGGUAUAAUGUGACCUACUUACUUUGUUAGAGUUGCUUUUAAAGACAUUGAACAUUUAUACAUUUAUUGCUACAAAAUAGGAAAACCAGUGUUAUCAAGUUUAUAUUUCUGGACCUAUAAGUGACUCCUGAGUUUUUAAUCAACCACCAGCCACAAUCCUGUUAUUGUGGAAAGAGAAAGGGCAACAUUUAAUGUGUCUAAAACAUCUGGAAAGCUUUAUAAAGCAAAGAGGAAGAAGAAAUUAUGUUCAAAGAAGUAGCAGAGUAGCGUAACUGAUCUUUACAUUUAUUAUGUUAUUUAUCUAAGGUAGCUUUAUAGCAAAACUUUAAGUUAAAUAUGACCACCGUUAAGCACAUUUAUGCAAACCAUGAGAUCGCCUUUUUCCAUGGUGUGAGCUCUUCUAAUUGUUCUCCCUUUAACUUUUUUAAUCAGCAGAACUAAACCUUGUGUUUUGUUUUUAUGUAACUAGAGCAGAAAAAAAAGAAAAGUCAAGUAAAAAAAUUUUUUUUGACUUUUUUAAAGGAAGAAGUGACUGUUGUCUGCAUGAGUAGCUUUGUGUAGGUGUUAAAGUUUUUCUUGUUUUGACUUGAUUUGUUUAAGUAUAUGUCACAUGAUACGUGUUCCAUACUUUUACUUAGUUGCUGCCAGUGAACUACUCGUUAUUUCGAUUGAGUUGUUAUGUUUGUUACAUUUUUAGGGUACUGCAGUUGUUACAGUAACGCUGUAUUGGCUGUACGGACCUGUGGGGAAAAGAAAAGGUGCUGAACUUAAAAGAUGUUUUGACACAUUUCCAAAUGACUGAUUAAUGUGGAGGGAAAAAAAGCAGAUGUGUACUUAUACAGACGUUUACAUAAAGAUGUGGGGAGUUAUUGUUCUUCUUUUCUGUACUGCAGUUAAUAUAAAAAAAGAUUAAAAAAGAGAAUUUAACAUGUCA
This is a messenger RNA of Xyrichtys novacula (pearly razorfish), 8750 nucleotides long. Lineage: Eukaryota; Metazoa; Chordata; Actinopteri; Labriformes; Labridae. The record is from the annotation of a GenBank genome assembly.